UAAUCUCAAACGAAAAUCUUACUCGAGUUUGAGGGCGAGGGACGAGAUCGAGCGGCACUACAGGGAAAGGAGGCCAGAUUGGGCCGCACGUCGGCGCACGUGGGCCCCACUGGCUGUUUUAAAAUCCCCGCCAAAGGAGUAACACGACAUUACCGGCGCCGUUCACACGGACUCCGCGCCAAAAACACUUUCCCGAGGCGUCGUAUGCGGCCAUGCGGGACCGCCUUAUAUUUUCCUUAACAAGUAAGCAAUAGUAGUACUUACGCCGCCGCACUGAGCGCCCACCCGCAUAAUUACAUUCUGUUCCCCAUCGCCGCUAAUCAAUCAUUGCAAAAGCGCGGAGAGGAAGAGCACGCUCAACCCAGUUUGCUCCAAUGGUGGGGGCAAGGGACGGAGAGGAGAUCGAGGAAUCGGGGGGGAGGAGGAGGAGAGGAGAGGAGGAGAGGGAUACGGCGGCGGAGGCGGAGGCGGGCGCGGGGGCGGGGGAUCCGAUGGCUGUGUUGGGGCCGGAUAUAAUGUGGAAGGUGAUGGGGUUAUUGGACGCAGGCAGCGUGGCACGAUGCAUUGUGGUGUCUCAAUGGUGGUACGAGAUCGCCGCGGCCGACCGCGUCUGGGCUCCCAAGUGUGAGGAGUUACGGAAGGGGAAAGCACAUAUUCCUCGCUCACCACAGGUUCGGGGAGCUUCAAGAUUAGCAGCUUACUCUAUAUCCAUCAUGGAUGGCAAACGGUGUCUCAUGUUUGCCUUCUGGAUUCAGCAAGCACAGGCUCGCAUUGUGAAGGAGGACCUUUGUGACCAUGUCUGGGAAUUUCAUUUCAGGGAGGCAGCCCCAGAAUACUGGCGAAACCUUGACCCGUUUUGGAACGGCACUGCGCCCCCAAUGCGGCGGUACUUCAACCUGGAUGGCUCCCAGACUGCUGACCCCCAUGAUGAAGUCUGGGGCGGCCACGAAUGCACGUACUGCAUCGUGACCAGUUACGUAGGCGACGGCCAAAUCAGGAACCACUAUGUGAGGAUCAACAGAUGGCCGGGAAUGAGAGUGUCAAGAAAGGAGGAUUGGAGCUGGGAGAUGUCCAACAACUUGUACUGUUACAACAGUGUUCCCGAUGCUGAGAAGGAUGGUGGCACUGGUCCUCUCUUCUUCCCAGUGUGAGUCCUGUUGAACUUGAUCUACAACUACUAAAAGGCUUGUAUACGAAAAAUUGCGAGUUUUGGUAAAGUUAUAUUCUAUGGACUUAGCAAUGGCCCCUAUGAAAAAUACUGGGUUGUUGAUUUUAGUACUUCUUGAUGCUUAUGAAUGGAACUCGAUUACUCAAAACAUUUGAAUCUUUGUAUAUAACACUUGCAUGUGCCGUAGAUGCUUGUAAUAAUUUGCUUUUAUGCUACUGUAUAGUGUUUUAACUCACUCUUUUGUAA
This is a messenger RNA of Ananas comosus (pineapple), 1414 nucleotides long. RefSeq lists its product as uncharacterized. Gene Ontology annotation, molecular function: protein binding. The transcript has 7 exons. NCBI's taxonomy places the organism in Eukaryota, Viridiplantae, Streptophyta, Magnoliopsida, Poales, Bromeliaceae. The record is from RefSeq and is a predicted model, not a curated record. Bases 375 to 1151 code for a protein of 258 amino acids.